GCCUGAGCCGCAAGCCGGAGCUAGCGGACCGAGCCAAGCGGGCAGGUGCACGGCUGCGGGGACGGCAGCGGCAUGACCGGCCACCACGGCUGGGGCUACGGCCAGGAGGACGGCCCCUCGCAUUGGCACAAGCUGUAUCCCAUCGCUCAGGGAGACCGCCAGUCUCCCAUCAAUAUCAUUUCCAGCCAGGCUGUGUACUCGCCCCACCUGCGGCCGCUGGAGCUCUCCUACGAGACCUGCACGUCCCUCAGCAUCGCCAACAAUGGCCAUUCUGUCCAAGUGGACUUCAAUGACUGCGAUGACCGAACGGUGGUGAUGGGGGGCCCCCUGGACGGGCCCUACCGCCUCAAACAGUUCCACUUCCACUGGGGCAAGAGGCGUGACGUGGGCUCGGAACACACCGUGGAUGGCAAAUCGUUCCCCAGUGAGCUGCACCUGGUACACUGGAAUGCCAGGAAGUACAGCACUUUUGGGGAGGCAGCCUCAGCCCCCGAUGGUCUGGCCGUGGUCGGAGUCUUCUUGGAGACAGGCACGGAGCAUCCCAGCAUGAACCGCCUGACAGAUGCACUCUACAUGGUUCGGUUUAAGGGCACCAAGGCCCAGUUCAGUUGCUUCAACCCCAAGUGCCUCCUGCCCACCAGCCGGCACUACUGGACCUACCCUGGCUCCCUGACCACGCCACCACUCAGUGAGAGUGUCACCUGGAUCGUGCUCAGGGAGCCCAUCAGCAUCUCUGAGAAGCAGAUGGAGAAGUUCCGGGGCCUGCUUUUUACCUCAGAGGACGACGAGAGGGUCCACAUGGUGAACAACUUCCGGCCACCGCAGCCACUUAGGGGCCGUGUGGUCAAGGCCUCCUUUCGGGCUUGA
Messenger RNA from Ochotona curzoniae (black-lipped pika), 867 nucleotides. RefSeq names its product carbonic anhydrase 7 (gene CA7). The coding region runs from base 73 to 867 and encodes 264 amino acids. The transcript is spliced from 7 exons. Gene Ontology annotation, cellular component: cytoplasm. The record is from RefSeq and is a predicted model, not a curated record. Gene Ontology annotation, molecular function: zinc ion binding; carbonate dehydratase activity. NCBI's taxonomy places the organism in Eukaryota, Metazoa, Chordata, Mammalia, Lagomorpha, Ochotonidae. Gene Ontology annotation, biological process: regulation of intracellular pH.